Molecule: messenger RNA, 1736 nt
Organism: Atta colombica
Lineage: Eukaryota; Metazoa; Arthropoda; Insecta; Hymenoptera; Formicidae
Product: esterase E4-like
Exons: 8
Coding region: 88-1707 (539 amino acids)
Molecular function (GO): hydrolase activity
Source: RefSeq, a predicted model, not a curated record
GCAUAAUCUCGACAUACGUAGUCGUACGUAGUCGUACGUGGUUACAACGUAAACCAGUAGAUUCGGUAACAUUACUCUGUUGCUAUCAUGGAUAAUAAUCGAGUAGACGUACAUGUAUAUGAGGGAAAAUUAAUCGGUAUCGUUGAGGAAGCUGUCCAUGGUGAUCAUUACGUCGCGUUCCGAGGAAUACCAUAUGCGAAACCACCGAUUGGUGAACUAAGAUUCAAGGAUCCGCUGCCAUCAGAAAGAUGGGUCGGCGACAGAGAUGCCUCAAAAUAUGGAAAUAUCGCUGUUCAAGUUGAUUUACUAACACGUGAAAUAAUAGGUGAUGAAGAUUGUCUCUACCUAAAUAUAUAUACUGUAGAUAUCGUGAAAAAACGUCCAAUUAUGGUGUGGAUACAUGGUGGCGCUUUUAUUUGGGGUUCUGGUAAUGCAGCCUGGUAUGGUCCCGAUUACAUUGUUCAAAAAGAUGUAGUACUCGUUACGCUAAAUUACAGACUAGGAGCUCUAGGUUUUCUAAACCUCUACGACAAAGUAGUAACGGGUAAUCAAGGUCUGAAAGAUGUGGUUAUGGCGUUAAAAUGGAUCCAAAAAAAUAUAUCACCAUUUGGUGGAGACCCGAAUAACGUCACUAUUUUUGGCGAAAGUGCUGGUGGAGCUAUCGUGCAUUAUCUAAAUCUAUCUCCGUUAAGCAAAGGUUUAUUUCACAAAGCAAUCUCGCAAAGCGGUGUCGCCUCGAAUCCUUGGAGUUUGACUGAAUGGACAAACAAAGCGAUGAGCAGAGGUUUUCAACUUGCGGAGAAACUUGGAAAGGUCACAUCAGAUCCAAAAGUCGCUUAUGAGUUUCUUAAGACAAUCGAUGCAAAAAAACUCAUAAAAGUUGGACAGAAGUUUCUUGCCACACCAUUAGACCGUCUACAACAUGUUUUAAUAUUUACACCUACUUUGGAUUAUGAAUCACCGAAUCCAUUCUUUCCGGAACAUCCAAAUACGUUAAUACAACGCGGAGUUAAAGUGCCAUGGCUUUUAGGAAAUAACAGUUGUGAAGGAUCUUUUUUCAUAUGCAGUACACUUUUCGGACAAAUAAGCAAAAAAGCUCUUAAAGAAAUUGAUUCUGAUUUCACGAAAACCAUAAUUCCUAGAGCUUUAUCUACAAUGUCAAAAAUACCGAUCACAGUUGAAGAGUUACGAUUUUUAUAUUUUGGAAAUAAAGCAGUAUCAGAAGAAACUUUAAUGAAUUACGCUGAUUUUCUUAGCGAUGUCAUGUUUAAUCGUGGUAUCAUGGAAGCAGUUGAUAUUCAAAUGAGUUCUGACAGUUACACGCCAACAUAUCUGUAUAAAUUUUCAUAUGAAAGUAAAACUUACGUCGGAAAGGAAAUAUUAAAGGUUACGCUGCCAGGAGUGACUCAUGCCGAAGAUUUAUUUUUUUUAUUUUAUCCUCAUGUAAUGAAAGAAUUCAAUUUGUCAUCACUUCUAUCUAAUUCGAAUGACUAUAAAAUGAUAGAUUGCUUAACCCAAAUGUGGACAAAUUUUGCUAAAACAGGAGAUCCAACGCCUAUUAUUACGAAUUUGACUCCUACUAAAUGGACUCCACUAAAAUCUGGAGAUAUGUGUGAUUAUUUAAAUAUUGAUCUUGUUCCUCGCAUGGAAAACAUUCGUAAAGGAGAACGACGCUGUGAUUGGAAGAAUAUGAAACACAAACUAUGAAAUUCUGUGUCUGUUAGAAUAUUAUUUAC